AUGAAGUGCAAAAUGUGGCUGGGUUUCAGAAACUCUACUCCUAAUCUUCAUCCUGCUUCGAAAAAAUAUUUAGACGACCUAGUCUCUCAUACUCCAAUCUCACGCCCCGGAGAGCCCCAGGAAGUCUCAUCACUAGUGGCAUUCCUCUGUUUACCUUCUGCUUCCUACAUCACCGGGCAGGUCAUUGCUGUUGAUGGUGGAUUUAGUGCCUCUGGUUUGCCUACUUCAGAGUAG
Molecule: messenger RNA, 234 nt
Organism: Thlaspi arvense
Lineage: Eukaryota; Viridiplantae; Streptophyta; Magnoliopsida; Brassicales; Brassicaceae
Source: the annotation of a GenBank genome assembly